AUGACCAGCUAUCGCAAAGUAUUCAGUUCCAUAUCAGCUUUACCAAUCGGUGAAAACUCUGCAGACACUAUCAUCAGUAGCCUGAGCAGCUCUUCGAGUGGACCUGAGCUUUCUGAGUCUCCUUCUGCGAAGGCCAAGAUGAGGGCCAAUAGAAAAGAGGAGAGGUCUAUCCAAUCUUCUGUCCUUGCCCCUAUUGAGCCAUAUCUAGAUGGCCAAGAAAAGAAAACAACGGCUACUUCUAGCACCAAUCAAUCAAUAUCAGUGGCCAGCACUCUUCAGGGGGUGAAAAAUACCGAGACUUCUGGGCAACCAAAGAUUCGAAAAGAGGGCAGAAAAAGAAGGGUUGUUGACAGCGACGACGAAACGCCAAGAAAGCAACAAUUUGAUCCUAACGAAGUGCAUUGUAUGGGGACCACAUCGCAACCUGACUUAUCGGCCACGAUUACAGACGAGUUCAGCCUUGAUCCCAUCAUCACUUCCUCGUAUAUUGAAGAAGACUCAGAAUGUAUGCGCAGAAGCCAAUCUCCAAGAAGUGGACCAGGAGAUUUGACAAUUCAAACUGAAGAGGACACAACACUUGUCAGCAACAACAAUCUGAAGUCAGUUGAUCAAGACCAAUUGACCGGCACCCUUUCUUCAUUUCUCAAUAGAUUGCGACAGAUGGAGACCUUCGUCGUAAAGAGACAGCGUCACAUGCACCAAGAAUUGGAGGCAAGUGAACUGGAUAGGAAACAGCUUGUGUAUAUUAUCAGCCAAACCCAAGAAAUCUUGGGCGGUUUGAUGCCUGAUAAAGCACAAACUAAGGCGCAGCAGAAAAAUAUUUCGAAAUGCAUGCACCUCGGACCCUGA
Messenger RNA from Ogataea polymorpha, 849 nucleotides. RefSeq lists its product as uncharacterized. NCBI's taxonomy places the organism in Eukaryota, Fungi, Ascomycota, Pichiomycetes, Pichiales, Pichiaceae. The transcript has a single exon. The record is from RefSeq and is a predicted model, not a curated record. The coding region runs from base 1 to 849 and encodes 282 amino acids.